Molecule: messenger RNA, 774 nt
Organism: Melospiza georgiana
Lineage: Eukaryota; Metazoa; Chordata; Aves; Passeriformes; Passerellidae
Product: outer dense fiber protein 3-like
Exons: 6
Coding region: 7-774 (255 amino acids)
Cellular component (GO): cytoskeleton
Source: RefSeq, a predicted model, not a curated record
ACCAGCAUGGAGGGACCCUGGGUAGGCAACUGGCGACCUCAUCCCCGACGGGGCCCAAUCCUUGCAGAAUUCAGCACCCCAGGUCCCAAGUACUGGCUCCCUGGGACAACAGGUCAUAUGGCUCAUGAUCCCACCAAAGACAGAGCCCCUGCAUUCUCAUUUCGAGGGACCAAAGCUCCCUCCACAGACACCUGCUCACCAGGUCCUCGGUACUUCAUUGAAUCAUCCAUCACCAAGACUGGGAAGCAGAUGGCUCCAUCAGCACUUGUGACAGCACGUCCCAAGAUCAGGAUUUUCGCCACCCCUGGACCCAGUGACUACCGCACGGAUCGUGCCAACAGACUCAUCUUCCAUACUGCACCGUCCAAUCUCAUGGUGUUCCGGCCCAAGGACUUGAAAAGGUUCCGAACACCAGGUCCUGGCACCUAUACCUUGCCCAGGAUUCUGGGACCCAACACAGCAUACACUCAUGCUGAACCAUGCUACUCCAUGAAGGGGAAGAGUCAAUACCAGAGCUGUUUUCAAGAUGUGGCAAAGACGCCAGGUCCUGCAGCAUUUGACAAGGUGGAUCUGGAUGUCUACAAAACCAAGGCUCCCAGGUUCUCAAUGGGACUAAGAACCAAAGUUCCUGGAAAGGGAGCGUUUCCAGGUCCAGCAGACUACAACACCCUGGGAAAGGUUGCACUGAUCAAGGCCCGGGAUCCUGCUUACACUUUUGGACUACGACAUUCUCUCUACAAAGCUUCCAUAAUACCUGCAACACAUGUUGAUUAA